This is a messenger RNA of Lathyrus oleraceus (garden pea), 939 nucleotides long. RefSeq lists its product as uncharacterized. The record is from RefSeq and is a predicted model, not a curated record. NCBI's taxonomy places the organism in Eukaryota, Viridiplantae, Streptophyta, Magnoliopsida, Fabales, Fabaceae. The transcript is spliced from 2 exons. Bases 1 to 939 code for a protein of 312 amino acids.
AUGGAUCCGUUGAGGCAAAGUCAUAUUGCAUUGAGAGGAGAUGUGGACUCGAUGAAAAAUCAGCUAGACCAACUUGUGGAAGCUAUGAUAGUUUUAGCAAAGAAGGAAGACAACAUUCAGCAGACUGCAGUUGUUGAGAAUGUUAUGCUAGCUACAAUAAAUGGUCUUACCCAACCUCAGCUUGUGCAAACCCCAGUUGAUAACUCUACUGUACAAGAAUGUCAUGUUGUUCAAGAUUCCUCACGUCAUGAUGCUGUUGAGUAUCACAGUUGUGCAUUCUCCGUGCCAGAUUCCCAUGGAACAAGCCUAGUGGUUAAUGCCGAACAACCACAAGAUGAUAAGAUUGCUAAAGGAUUCUGUGUGCUAGAGAAAAGACUCAAGGCCAUAGAAGGAAAAGAUAUUGUUGGACUGAAUGCCUUAGACAUGUGUUUGUUGAGAGCCUUAUCUAAGGAAAGUAACGAAUCCUUUAGAGGGUAUGCCCAAAGAUGGAGAGAGUUGGCGGCUUGCGUUGAGCCACCACUCUUAGACAAAGAAUUAAUGGAAUUAUUCAGGGACACCCUGCAAAGUCCAUACUUCGAAAGGAUGAUUAGUAGUGCAACAUCAGACUUCGUUAACUUAGUGACAAUUGGAGAACGCAUCGAGAAUGCCCUAAAAAGUGGAAGAAUCCAAGGCGCCUCGAGCAACCAAGAUAGCGAGAUAGAAUCCCUUAGUGAUUCCCAAAAGGAAGAAGAUGAUGAAACAAAUGCAGUCAUGGCAGAUGUUGGGUAUUCUCACGAUGCACCAGCCAUACCUUAUGGUUCUCCACCUUCUCAGCAAUCACCAUUUCCAACACCACGUUAUCCUUAUAGGCAACUGGCAAGGCCUAGAGCACCAUUCAAGCAACCAUGGACUGUUCCUCAUACAAAUCAAAGAUCUCGUGGUCAAGGAUAUCAAAAUUAG